This is a messenger RNA of Elaeis guineensis (African oil palm), 1658 nucleotides long. RefSeq names its product brefeldin A-inhibited guanine nucleotide-exchange protein 1. NCBI's taxonomy places the organism in Eukaryota, Viridiplantae, Streptophyta, Magnoliopsida, Arecales, Arecaceae. The record is from RefSeq and is a predicted model, not a curated record.
ACUAUCGUUCACCACUCGUUUGUCCGGGUUGCCCAUGACCAAAAGACCCCUCCCCUUUCACUUCAUUUCAGUGAGAGAUCAGAGAAUCAAUCCAUUACGCCCCUCCGCCCCGACCUCCCAUGGCUUCCUUCCACUCCAGUCUCGAAACCCAAGUCCGAUUCAUCCACGGCCGCUCCGAUCUGACCUCCGCCGGCGUCCGCCAUGGCCUCCAUCCAGCCCGUGGGGGCACCUCCCUUGCCGGCCGUGUCCUUAGCCCGAUCCUCGACAAGAUCUUCAAUAACGCCGCCUGGCGGAAGCACUCCAACCUCGUCUCCGCCUGCAAAGCCGCCUUUUACCGCCUCGACGCCGUCACCGAUUCUAAUAACUCUCCCUCCUCUCCCCUUCGCGGCUUCUCCCCGUCCGACGCCGACACCGUCCUCCGCCCCCUCGCCCUCGCCAUCGAUACCGCCUCCACCAAGGUCGCUGAGUCCGCCCUUGACACCGUGCAGAAGCUCUUCUUCCUCGGCCUCAUGGCCCUCAUCCUCGGCGAGAUCGACAACCGAUCCGACGACGACGAGGACCGCCCACUCCACUCCACGUCCAGCGUCGUUGGCUUCAUCUGUGGGUGCGGCGGGCUCAUUUCAUUUUUUGAUCGGGAAAUACCAAAUAAGUUCAGGAGAUGAGAGAAUUAAGGGAGGACGCGAUCGAGCUCACCAUGCUUCGCGUCCUCAUCCCCGUCGUCCGGUCCCCUUCGGCCGUCGUGUUCCGCGGGGAGUGCCUGGACCAGAUCGUUAAGAGCUGCUACAAUGUGUACCUCGGGAGGAGCCAGAACGGGACCAACCAGCUGUGCGCCACGCUGGUUCUGGCUCAGAUCCCGACCACCAUUUAUGCCGGGGUGGAGGAUGACACAAUAGAGGUCAGGGUUCGGACAUUGUUGGUCGCCGUGGAGGUCCACGUUCGGACGGUGCUGGUCGCCGAUUGAUCUCUCCGAUAGGAACUUAAACGAUGCGAGUUUGGUGAAGGCUUCGCAGAAUCACAUCAAUGAGGCGAUGGGAUUAGGGAGGUUGGGCUUUUUCUGUUCAAGAACUUGUGCAAGCUCUCCAUCAAAUUCUCGACACAGGAGAAUCAAGAGGAGCCUCUUGUGCGGAGGGGAAAAGUUUUCUCUUUGGAGUUGCCGAAGAGGGUGGUUGACAUUGCUGGAUCACUUUGGCGAACAAACGAGAUGCAGUUGGGUUGUCAGAAAAUCGUUCAAUUGCAAUAUUUGUGAUGGAUUCAUGGUGAUACUUGGCUAUGAAGUUUCCGGAGCGAGAAGAAUUAGCAAAUUUCGACUUUCAAAAUGAAUUCUUGAGACCUUUUGCAAAACAAUCAAUUCUUCAAAAAUCAAGAGAUCAUUGCUCGAGGAAGGCCAUGCUGUCCGCACCAUCCGGUUUGGGAUGUACCGAAUCAGGAGUUCAAAUCUGAACCGAGCAGUACAACCCCGAACUAAGUUGAACUGUCCAGUUCAGUCCAAUAUCUCUCUCUCUUUUUAAUAAUUGAGAGGGAGGCAGAGAAGGCCUCCUGUGCCUCCGCUGCCUCUCUUCUAUAUUUUUCCAGCUCAAAAAAACUCAAAGAAAGAGGCCUGAUUUUUUGGAUUUCAACGUAGAUCGAAGCCGGAAAGAAAUAAAUAGGUUUUUCUCUUU